This is a messenger RNA of Aspergillus viridinutans, 1449 nucleotides long. RefSeq lists its product as uncharacterized. Bases 1 to 1449 code for a protein of 482 amino acids. Gene Ontology annotation, molecular function: dimethylallyltranstransferase activity; (2E,6E)-farnesyl diphosphate synthase activity. NCBI's taxonomy places the organism in Eukaryota, Fungi, Ascomycota, Eurotiomycetes, Eurotiales, Aspergillaceae. The transcript has a single exon. The record is from RefSeq and is a predicted model, not a curated record. Gene Ontology annotation, cellular component: cytoplasm. Gene Ontology annotation, biological process: trans, trans-farnesyl diphosphate biosynthetic process.
AUGAAACAGGAAGACAUGGAGAGGAACAUCCAGGAGCUUCGGGCCGCUCCAGGGCUAAAAUUUCCUACUCAAUUGUUAAAUGCAAAGAUAUACCAAGAGCCUAUCGACAAAGCCCCCUUGGUACCACUCGAGGAGGAUGUCCGCAGGGCAUUUGCCUUCCUAGAUGAAAUCAUCGAGAAACUGCCCCUGACAGACCUGGGCUGCCAGCAUCAAGUCUUCGACAUCAAUCAUGACUGGGUCCGUCAUGUCCUGCGGGGUUCCCAAUCGUGGCAUAAUGGCGUUUCCGGGAGCAUCGUCAUCAACACCUACCGCCGACUGACUCCGCCAGACUACCAGACACCGGAGCAUAUGAAAGUGGUAUAUAUGCUAUUCGCGGCGGUCGAGCUUACCGUGAGCUGGACCGUCAUGCCAGAUGACCAGUACGACAUGACCAGGGAACGACAUCAGACACCCGCCUGGUUUCGCACACAUCCCGUCUCUAUCGUGACAGACGCCAUGACGCUGCUAGCCAUGUCUCAGAGAAUCCUCAUGAAACUAUUCCCCAGAGACCAUCCAUGUUUUGCUGAAAUCCUAGAGAGGACCCUUGCGUUCUUCCAGGACUCCGUGACCCACUACGGCUAUGACGCGACCUGCUGGAACAAGAUCGGCCAGCAUCGUUACAAAGAGUUGUUCGACCAUUGCACCAGAGAGCUCGAAAGCCUGUCUUCCAACAAUCCCCUUUCACAGGAGUCUCCAAUUACCAAGAGCCCCGUGCCUUUUGAGCUGCUAGGAGUGAAAGCAUACGAUCAACACACGGCGGUCAGGUCGAAGCAGUAUGUCCAAUUCUGUAUCGAUGUGGGACGCAUGGCCGCAUGCUACACCUCUGUGGAUGUGAAGAUCACAGACGAUGUAGUAGCAAGGGCAGUUGAUUUCAUCACACCUUUUGACGACUACCAAGAAUACCACAGCCAAGGAAACAUCAAAUACGAAGACAUCACCAGUGGCUCCCCCGAGAUCUUUGUGUCGUUCCUCAUGGACACCGUCAAGGAGCCAGGUUUCCCAUCGGAGAAGCGUGACCACGUCAUGACAAUCCUCGAGCGCAACUUCGGGACGUGUUCGAUCUCAGGGGCCCAGGCCGUCGCCGACCUCUACGAGGAGAUGGGCAUUCCCGAGAAAGUUCGCCAGCAUCUAUACAAGCUCAUCGAUGAUUUGGACCAGGUCGCUAUGCAGCAGGCGGCGGCGAUCAACUUCCCCAUGGCUAUUGUUUUCGAUAUGAUCAUGUAUAUAUGCCGGGAGGACGGAACACUUGAACCCGACACCAUUCAAGGCGUGCAUAAAUUGACGGGUGCGCAGGGCUAUACUAGUAAAGGGGGCGCAUAUACCGCGCCCAUGGACUUUCUCCGCCGACUGGUAGACUACUUUCGGCCGUCCAUCGAGUCAUCUCAUUCUGGUCAAUCGAGCGAUAUCUAA